UUUGAAGAAAGAAGCUUUUUCUGGGGUGCUGGUGAGGUUCGUUUGUGGAUCUGGGUGCUGGGACACAGAUAUGUACCAUCAAUGGAACUCUUUGAGCCGUACAGUUACAGUUUGUAUGUUUUUCUGUAUAAAUGAUAUACUUUUAAAAAAAUCCCAAAAUAAUCAUGGAUCCCGCCCAAGCAGGGCUCCAGAAUCAGAAUGUCUGAGGGUGGGACCUGGGCACCUGGCAUUUUAAAAACCCUCUUCCAGGUUUUUCUUAAGAACAUUGGACUUUGAAAAUCUCUGCUCUAGUCAGGGUAUUGUAAGUAUCUUUCCGAUGCUCAAUAAUUCUUUGACACUCCCCUUAUAACAAAUAUCCCUUAGAAAAAGAAAUUGAUGAUUUCUUUGAAUCAUUUACCUUCUCCUCCUGGGAAAAUGCAUACCGCCUUUCAGGUGCUGAGAAAAAGAACUAAGAAAGCAAUGGCAGGUAGAAAUGUAUAGUUUUACAUUUUCUAUGUAAAAUAUUCUCAUGUGUGGCGAUAGAAUAAUGUAUCAAUAUUUAUCUGGAAGAAUCAAAAACAAUUUUAUUGAGGCCCUCUAAAAGUAUGGCAGGUGCUAGGACCUGGUGGCAUCAGGCAACUUCAGGUGGAGACGAGACUUCCCUUGGGGAGGCGUGGUGCUGUGGAGCAGGUCUGAAAAGCCAGUUCUCCCACACCUGAGCUACCUGCGCUCCACCCCCGCUCUCCCUAUACAGUCUCCCAGGUAUAGGAGAUAAAAGCUGCUGAAAUUUUUACACUUUUGCUUGUUGAAAGAAUGUUUCUUGCAAAGGCCUUAUUGGAAGGGGCCGAUCGAGGUCUUGGAGAAGCUCUUGGAGGUCUCAUGGGAGGAGGUGUCCAGAGAAGAGGAGGAGGAGGAAGCAUUGGCGGGAUCAUGGGGGGCAUUGUGAACCUGAUCAGCGAGGCUGCUGCCGCUCAGUAUACCCUGGAGCCGCCGCCGCCCACCCAGCAGCACUUCACCACCGUGGAAGCCUCGGAGAGCGAGGAGGUGAGGCGUUUUCGGCACCAGUUUGCGCAGCUGGCUGGACCCGACAUGGAGGUGGGUGCCACUGACCUGAUGAACAUUCUCAACAAAGUCCUUGCGAAGCACAAGUAUCUGAAGACCGCCAGAUUUAGCCUGGACACGUGCCGCAGCAUCGUAUCGGUCAUGGACAGCGACACCACGGGGAAGCUGGGCUUCGAGGAGUUCAAGUAUCUGUGGAACAACAUCAAGAGGUGGCAGUGCGUCUACCUGCAGUACGUCAGGGACGGUUCCGGGUCUCUGGGGAGGUCCCAGCUGCGGGAAGCUCUGCAGGCAGCAGGCUUCCAGCUGAACGAACAGCUUUACCAAAUGAUCGUCCGCCGGUACGUCGACGAGGACGGGGGCAUGGACUUCAACGACUUCAUCAGCUGCCUGGUCCGCCUGGACGCCAUGUUCCGUGCCUUCAAGUCCCUGGACAGAGAUGCAGAUGGCCUGAUUCAGGUGUCCAUCCAAGAAUGGCUGCAGCUGACCAUGUAUUCCUGAAGUGGGCAGAGAAGCCAGGAGGCUCCCUGAAGGACAGGACUGCUGAAGGUCCUGCCACUCUGUCCACGCUUGCUGUGACCCAGCCCAACAGCUGUCACUUCCGGACGAGCCCUCUUAGGAGCCCUGCACAUUUCUGAUAACGGGCUACCCUUAGCUCCUUAAUUAAAAUAGAUUUUUUUUUUUUUUUUUUAAUGAAAACUGCUCAGUGGUUUGUAUAUCAGCCCGGGAGAUAGCAGGUGUACGGAGAUGUAUGUAUGUAGUGGGGAGGUAGUCGGGGGAGUUCUAGUGGAGUAGAAUUUAAGGCGUGGUUGCUUAUUGGGCGAAUGAAUUCCAACCAUUUGGAACUUUGUCCUUGUUGUGACUGUUGUUAAUAAUGAAAUUCUUUUUAAUCCUGAAAUAAAUUAACAGAGCACUC
Marmota flaviventris (yellow-bellied marmot) is the source of this 1954-nucleotide messenger RNA. It is a transcript of the gene Capns2, whose product is annotated as calpain small subunit 2. Gene Ontology annotation, molecular function: calcium ion binding. NCBI's taxonomy places the organism in Eukaryota, Metazoa, Chordata, Mammalia, Rodentia, Sciuridae. The record is from RefSeq and is a predicted model, not a curated record. Gene Ontology annotation, cellular component: calpain complex.